AUGUGGGUGAUCCUGUAUCUGUGGGGAGUUACCCAGCUAGUUGAUGGUAUUCUGGAUUGGUUGUCUUACGGCAGAUCAUCUGCUGUUGUUCAAGUUGGCGUGGCUAUUGCCGCUACGACUAUUUCGACGGUUGUAGCUGACCAAGUGGAAUUCGGAACAUUGAAGUACUACUCCCUUUGUGCGUUCGGAGGAGUUUUAUCUUGUGGUAUCACUCACACUGCUAUCGUCCCUCUUGAUCUUGUGAAGUGUCGUAUUCAGGUGAACCCGGAAAAAUACAAGAACAUUGUCACUGGAUUCCGUACAACCGUUGCCGAGGAAGGAGGACGUGCUCUCGCUAAAGGAUGGGCUCCAACGUUCAUUGGGUAUUCACUCCAAGGGCUGGGAAAGUUCGGAUUCUAUGAAGAAAAUGCUUAUUUGUACCGUACUUCUUUGUAUUUGGCGGCAUCUGCAUCAGCUGAAUUCUUCGCUGAUAUUAUGCUCGCUCCCAUGGAAGCUACAAAAGUCCGAGUACAGACUUCCCCGGGUGCACCUCCAACACUCCGUGGGUGCGCUCCAAUGAUCUACAGAACUGAGGGCCUCACUGGCUUCUACAAGGGAAUUGUCCCUCUUUGGCUGCGGCAGAUUCCUUACACCAUGAUGAAGUUCGCAUGCUUUGAACGCACUGUAGAAAUGCUAUACAAAUACGUAGUACCUAAGCCACGUUCUCAAUGUUCGAAACCUGAACAACUCGUAGUCACAUUUGUUGCUGGUUACAUUGCUGGUGUAUUCUGUGCUAUCGUCUCUCACCCAGCUGACACUGUUGUGUCGAAGCUUAACCAAGAUGCUGGCUCUGGAAUUGGUGGUAUAAUCAAGAAGCUAGGUUUCGCAGGCUUGUGGAAAGGAUUGUUCCCCCGUAUUAUUAUGAUUGGUACACUAACAGCAGCACAAUGGUUCAUUUAUGACUCAGUGAAGGUGGCGCUUCACCUUCCACGUCCACCUCCUCCGAGCAUGCCAGAAUCUCUUAGACUAAAAUUGGAGGCGGCUGGGAAACUUCAUCAUUAA
This is a messenger RNA of Ostertagia ostertagi, 1041 nucleotides long. The record is from the annotation of a GenBank genome assembly. Lineage: Eukaryota; Metazoa; Nematoda; Chromadorea; Rhabditida; Trichostrongylidae.